Poecile atricapillus (Black-capped chickadee) is the source of this 450-nucleotide messenger RNA. Its product is annotated as pleckstrin homology domain-containing family A member 5-like. The record is from RefSeq and is a predicted model, not a curated record. Gene Ontology annotation, molecular function: protein binding. Lineage: Eukaryota; Metazoa; Chordata; Aves; Passeriformes; Paridae.
UCCCCUCGGCUCUCCCCGGCUGCGGCUGCUCGGCCAUGGCGGAGCUGAGCACGGAGCGGCUGCGGGCGCUGCCCGGCAGCUGGAGUUACGGGAUCAGCCAGGGCGGCCGCGUCUUCUGUGUCUGUGUCCGUCCCCGCAGCGAGGAGGCGAAGAGCACGACCUGGCUGCACCCGCUCACCGGCGAGGCCGUGAUCACCGGGCACCGCCGCAGCGCAGACUUACCCACAGGUUGGGAGGAAGCAUAUACUUUUGAAGGUGCAAGAUAUUAUGUAAACACCUCCCAGAUGGCUCUGCCCCAAGUGCACACGCUGAAUUUUAUCUUCUGCCAGAUCCUUAUGAGGUCAGUCGAAGGAAAACAAGAACAGCUCCAAGAGGCUCUGACCCUACUUACAAUGAACUUGUGAGUACCAUUCACUUUCUUCCACCCCUUCUUGUUUCAUGGAAUCAUGG